AAAUACUUUAUUGUGAAACAACUGCAACAGACAGAAUACAGAGACUUGUGAUAUAACAAUAAUAAUAAUAAAACAAUAAUAAUAAACCCCUCAAAAUAUAUUUUGGUAUAUUUUCCAUAAUAAACAAAUGCCCUAAUGUUAUUAUUAUUAUUAUUAUUACUAAUAUUAUUAUUAUUAUUAUAUUUUGUUAUUAUUAUGACACAAAAGAUGGAUAACCAAUAGAGUUAAUGAAGAAGAAGAAAAGAAGAAGAAAAUGAUGAUGGUUUGAAGUGAAGUGUUGAUGAUGACCCCAGCAGCCAGGGUGCAGGUAUCCUCUUCCUGUUUUGGUACACAUGUUGCCUAUAAUAAAUUCACUGUUUUAUUUGCACCAAAUAAAUGUUACAUAAAGGCAUAAAGGCAGUGGUGUAAAACACAAAUCUGGUUCGAGUGGGCCCUCUCCCCCUUUUAAUACAUCCUCUGCCGUGAACAAAUAACUGACUCAACAAGCGAACACAUGCACCUGUGGUUAUUAGAGGAUCAGUAAUAAUGUGUUUAUAACACACAUAACCUUUUCUCAUCACACUGUAAUUACUGAAACUUUCACUAUGAAGAAUACCACAGAUUUUAGGUUUCACUACCUGGGGCAUAAGAUGAAGGUGGAAAUUGGAUUACUGUAUUACUGACAACAUAAUAAGACUUCACUGGAAUCAUAUGUGUUUGCAGAAUGUAUAUAAAUUGGUGUUUACUCAGUAUCCUCAGUAUUAGUUUACACUGUCACACUGACAGACCGGACUUGGGUUGGACAGGGUUGAAUGUUAAAUAAUAACUGGGUUAUUCUUUUUUCUAAUGCUGCCAAAGGCUUAUUUGCAUCUACUUUUACUACUCCACAGCUGAUGUAUUUUCUCUCUCUCACCUUCUUUUCUCUUUUAGAUACAUCCUAGUAGUUGACAUGUAUCUCGCAUAUAUUUUUUUGAACAUUUUUAACAGCGACAGAGGAGCAGAGGAUGGCAGAGGAGCAUCAAUACCAGCAGAGCAGAGAGGUGAGAGGAGGAGGAAAACUGCGAAGCUCAGCCACUUCCGCACCAUGUGAGCUACUGUGACUGAAGCUCAUUUUCUCCUGGUUGGACACCGCAUCCUCCUGGAAGCCGAAGCCGAGCACAGCCGAGGCUUCCAUCCGACAUCACCGGGAGAGAGAGAGAGGCCAGAAGCCGCAGAGGAGGCAUCAGCGGCUCGACGCUCACAGACGCUGACAGUCUCCGACUGAGAGCGCAGACCACCUAGGACAUGACUGUAGACGUGGCGGUGUCUCUGUUGGUGCUCGCGGGGAUCGUCGGGCUGAGUGACGUGACCCGCAGGUUGUUGACCAGGACCCUCGCGGGCACCGGGCUCUCUGUUUACGCGGUAGAGCUCGUGUCCACCUUCCAGUUGUGCUGCUGCACGCACGAGCUCAGGUUGCUGUCCGAGGUGGGCGGGAUCGACCCUCGACUCGCGCUCACUUUGACUUACCUGGCGUCCGUGGUGCACGGGCUCACCUUCAGCGGGGCCAUCUGCAACCCCUCCGGCGCGCUCGAGCACGCGUACCAAGCGAGGAUCUCGAGUGGGUGCGCCCUGCGGCGGAUCGCGUGCCAGUUCGCUGCGGCCGCCGCUUCGCGCACCGCAGUGCCGAUGAUCUGGGGUGUCGGGUUGUCCAGACUGCACGUGCGGCAUAAGCUGCUCGGUUACCGGUGCGUCAGCCCCAUUCACGCGCCGCUGCCCAAGGCCACCGCCGUGGAACUCGCGUGCGCCUUUGCGGUACAGACUGCCAUCACGCACACGCGAUCGGUGGAGGAGAAAUACCGCGUGCACGCCGUAGCUGCGGUCACCGCAACGGUGGUUUAUGCAGGUGGCAGUAUGACAGGAGCAGUGUUUAACCCUGCCUUGGCCUUCUCCACACAGUUCCCCUGCAGUGGGAACUCCUUCCUGGAGUACUGCCUGGUCUACUGGCUGGGCCCGCUGCUGGGCAUGAUGAGUUCAGUGCUGCUGUUUGAUAAAAUCGCCCCUCUGCUGUCAGGGAAGUCACCGUCUCUCCACCUCCCCCUGGAGACCAAGAAGAGGACCUGAGCGUCGCAGGGCGGCGUUUCACUCCGAGCACAUGUGGACGGACUGAGUGUGAACCUGCUGCUGGUUUCAGUCACCGCAAGUCUGAAAAAGAACAAAACUGAUAUGCACUUUUUACUUAAACCAGUAGGCUUUUUUUUGAUUGAUUAACUCAAUAGUGGAUGAUUUCACCUCAAGAGCACAUGUAGGAAGAUAAAGACACUAAUUUUAGUGUUUGUUUUUUUCUAAACAGGUCAGUCAGAAAUAGAUAAAGAAAUAAAGUGUUUACUUAACAGCUGCAAAAUGAGUUUUUACGAUAGAGGUGGUUGGUGGUUGAUCCUCACCUGAGAGCCAGUAUCACCACGGGAAUAUCAACAACUCUUUACAGUCCUGACUGGAUCCUCACAGCUGCUUUAAACACACUGACAUUUAAUUUCCUGUUAUGUUGGUCAUUUCAGAACCUGCGUACAAGUAUUGUAGUUGCAGUACUAUAUUGAGCCAAGUAAUAUUUUUGUGUAAUAUAAACCUUUAUUUAAACUAAUCCAUUAAUGAAUUAACUGGAAAAUGAAUCAUGGAAAGUUCAUGUAUGAUAAUAAUAAAACUUUGAGUAGCACUUUACUUAACUAAGUUACAAAGUGCUUUGUAUAUAAUUCAUCUUUAUACUUAACAUGAAGCACAGUGCAGUGUAGGUACAUACGUCAGUUCGUUUUUCACAGAUGUAAUUGGUACCUUUUAUCCUCUGUAAAAUCCUCUGAUUAAAACUGUUGAAUAAUUAAUUAACUAA
Messenger RNA from Seriola aureovittata, 2839 nucleotides. It is a transcript of the gene aqp11, whose product is annotated as aquaporin 11. Gene Ontology annotation, molecular function: channel activity. The record is from RefSeq and is a predicted model, not a curated record. The transcript has 3 exons. The coding region runs from base 1264 to 2079 and encodes 271 amino acids. Gene Ontology annotation, cellular component: cytoplasm; membrane. Lineage: Eukaryota; Metazoa; Chordata; Actinopteri; Carangiformes; Carangidae. Gene Ontology annotation, biological process: transmembrane transport.